Messenger RNA from Bactrocera oleae (olive fruit fly), 3243 nucleotides. RefSeq names its product AFG3 like matrix AAA peptidase subunit 2 (gene Afg3l2). Gene Ontology annotation, cellular component: m-AAA complex; membrane. NCBI's taxonomy places the organism in Eukaryota, Metazoa, Arthropoda, Insecta, Diptera, Tephritidae. The record is from RefSeq and is a predicted model, not a curated record. Gene Ontology annotation, biological process: mitochondrial protein processing. Gene Ontology annotation, molecular function: ATP hydrolysis activity; zinc ion binding; ATP binding.
CAAAUACGUACCCACGACACAGCACAACGACGCCAUAUUGCAUUCGCUUUAUUUCGUCCGCGGGUUGCCAUAUUUUUGACACCUUUAUUCGAACAAACCAAACCAGAAAUAUAUUCAAUUGAGGAAUUUAGAUAAAUCCACUACAAAUUCGUUAAUUCACAACAAAAUAUCACCAGCAAGUCACGAUUACUGAAACUCCAUUUCAUUGAAAGAGCGUAGAAACUAAUUCAUACAUACCGUGAAACUCUUAAGUCCUUUGCUCAAGAAAGGGAUAAACAAUAACACGUACACAAAAGUUUGGAUUAACUUGUCAACUGGGCUUUAAAAAUCUCAUGACAAAUGUAACAGAAAUCUCGAGUAGAGUUGGUUUAUUAAUCAGUGUUUUAAUCGACAUUAAACUUGGAUAUUUGAUGAUAUUUAGACACGAUAAGAUACCUGCUAAUAAAAUAUAAAUAAACGUUUAUAAAGGAUGCAAAGAUUGAUUGAUAUAAUAAGUUACAGAAUAAAAGUGCGGCAAGGGCAAAUACCGGACAGCAAACGGUUGGAUAACCAAAAACGAAAACUACGAAUAUAAAUUUAAUUUAUAAGGUGUAAAUCAAAAGCGUAAAAAAAAGGAUUGUAUAAUAACAUUAGAUAGAAAUGGCGCACAGAUUGAUUCAAUCGGCGAAAGCGAUGGAACGGUGCCUUCGUAGAAGUUAUGUUACCAACAAUUUAAAUUUGAGAGUUUCUAAUCGAAAUGUCAUGGGAGCACCUGAAUUUAUUCAAACGCCAGUAAUACAAUUCUUGUUGGAACAAGUGCAAUACUUUUGCAAAAAACCACCAAAAGGGUUUGAAAAAUACUUUGAAGAAGGCAAGUCAGUGGACAAGAAAAGAUCUGAUAGUGAAACUUCUAAAUCGAAAGAGAGUAAAUCUUCAGUUGGUAAAGAAACUAGCUCCAGUACAUCUUCAACAAAUAAAAGUGAUUGGAGUUUUGGUAUGUUUACAAACAGUUCAAAAGGAUCACAAGAAAAUCGUGGAACUGGUGGAGGCGGUGGUCGGCCAAUAGGAGAAGGUUCUGGAGGCGAUCGGGAGAAAUGGAUACUUUUUGGAGGUUUAAGCGCGGUUGCAUUGCUGGCGUCAAUAGCAUUUUUUGAAAUGGGAUAUAAAGAAAUUUCAUGGAAGGAGUUUGUUAAUAACUAUCUAAAUAAGGGUCUGGUGGAAAAAUUGGAGGUGGUCAACAAGAAGUGGGUUCGCGUGCGUAUACUUCCAGGAAAUUCACAAGAUGCUAGUGGUGUGCUUUGGUUUAACAUCGGAAGUGUAGACUCUUUUGAACGAAAUUUAGAAUCUGCACAGACAGACCUUGGUAUUGAACCACUCAAUUACGUUCCUGUAAUAUACCGCACGGAAGUAGAAGCAUCAGCUUUAACGGGUCUUUUGCCAACACUCCUUAUAAUCGGAUUUUUGGUUUACAUGAUGCGACGCUCAGCUGAUAUGAUGGGCGGUGGUCGUGGAAGAAAAGGCGGUGGAUUAUUCGGGGGCGUAAUGCAGUCCACAGCGAAACUUAUAAAUUCAAACGAAAUUGGCGUACGCUUUAAGGAUGUUGCAGGUUGUGAGGAAGCAAAAAUCGAAAUUAUGGAAUUUGUGAACUUCUUAAAAAAUCCGCAACAAUAUAUUGACCUCGGCGCAAAAAUACCAAAAGGUGCUAUGCUUACAGGUCCACCUGGAACUGGAAAAACGUUGUUAGCAAAGGCAACCGCUGGUGAAGCGAAUGUUCCUUUUUUAAGCGUAUCCGGAUCCGAGUUUCUGGAGAUGUUUGUUGGUGUAGGUCCGUCACGUGUUCGAGAUAUGUUUACGAUGGCUAGAAAACAUGCUCCCUGUAUUUUGUUUAUUGACGAAAUUGACGCGGUUGGACGAAAACGUGGUGGUAAAUCUUUUGGUGGACAUUCCGAACAAGAAAACACAUUAAAUCAAUUGCUGGUUGAAAUGGACGGUUUCAAUACGACCACUAAUGUUGUGGUGCUAGCUGCGACUAACCGUGUUGAUAUAUUAGACAAAGCGCUGAUGCGUCCAGGAAGAUUCGAUCGUCAGAUAUUUGUUCCAGCACCUGACAUAAAAGGACGUGCCAACAUUUUUAAGGUACAUCUGGGUCCUUUAAAGACUGAUUUGGAUAAGCAAGAUCUUGCUCGUAAAAUGGCAGCAUUGACACCUGGCUUUACCGGCGCGGACAUUGCGAAUGUUUGCAAUGAAGCUGCUCUUAUAGCUGCACGUGAUUCCUUGGAUUCAAUUAUGAUGAAAAAUUUUGAACAAGCGAUCGAGCGAGUGAUAGCGGGUAUGGAGAAAAAAACGAAUGUAUUAGCUCCAGAAGAAAAAAAAACAGUAGCACAUCACGAAGCGGGCCACGCGGUUGCGGGUUGGUUCUUGGAGUACGCAGAUCCACUGUUAAAAGUUUCAAUUAUACCACGAGGAAAAGGUCUUGGAUAUGCCCAGUAUUUGCCUAAAGAUCAGUACUUACUAUCACAGGAACAACUUUUUGAUAGAAUGUGCAUGACACUGGGUGGACGAGUUGCGGAGGAGUUAUUCUUUAAUCGUAUUACAACUGGAGCACAGGAUGACUUGAAAAAGAUAACGGAUAGUGCUUACGCCCAAAUUGUUCGAUUCGGCAUGAACGAGAAGGUUGGUCAAGUUAGCUUCGACGCGGGCCAGCAGGGUGAUGCUGUUUUCACUAAGCCCUAUUCGGAAGAAACUGCGCAAUUGAUUGAUAAUGAAGUUCGUGUUCUUAUUCAUAAAGCUCAUCAACGCACCACAGAAUUGCUUACUAAACACAAAGAAGAUGUCCGCCGAGUAGCUGAGCGCCUAUUGAAGAAUGAAAUCUUGAGUCGCGAUGAUAUGAUUGAACUGCUGGGUCCACGGCCAUUCAAAGAGAAGUCUACAUAUGAAGAAUUCGUUGAAGGCACAGGUUCUUUCGAAGAAGACACAUCAUUACCAAAGGGUUUGCAAAAUUGGAACAAGGAAAAAGAAGAGGAGAGUAAAGAAACACCACCGCCGAAACCUGUCCCAACGCCCUAAAUAUUCUGUAGAUACGAUAUUUGCUGUUCGAGCGAUUCUGAGUCAUUAUAAGCUUUAAUGCUAGUUCUUUUUGUUUUCUUGUUAAGUUUUGCAAUCUGUGUGCUGCAUCGGAAUAUCAAGAGAGAAGUCAAAUAUGUAAAAUAAAAAUUGAAGCGAUAAUCUUCAAUAAAAACAUUGAAAAAUAAAGUUUUUCAUACA